AUGAAAUUCGCUGUAUUCUUAUUAAAUCAUAUUAUACCAGAAUGGGCAUUAAUGUAUUUGAACUAUAAGGCCAUUAAAGCAUAUUUUUCAACUUCAGGAGCACUUAAAGAUUUCUUACUCUAUGCCAAAAAAACUAAGACACCUUAAGAAUACAAAGAAAUAAAGAAAAUUGUUAUGGAAAAAACUUAUAUCAUGUCAAAAAUUGUUGUUGAUUAAAAAGAAUUUAUUAAAAAGUUUAAUUUAGAAUUGUUUAAAAUCAAGUCAUUUGUAAAUGCCAAAUAUAAUGAUUUGAAAGGUAAGACUUAUAAAAUAUAAUUAUAAUUAAUGUCAAUGAAUAGAUAUUAAAAAUAAUUAGAAAGAAGCAAAAAGAUUUCAUCCAGUAGAUCUAAUUCUUAAGUAUCUGAAGAAUUAACUGAGUAGUUAACUACUUAAUAAAUCAAAGUUAGACAAUCUGAAUUUAAUUAAAAUUCUAAAAAAUUAAAAGAAUUAUGUUUUCAAUUAUAUAAUGAAGGUGUCAAUUUUGAAAAAUAUUUAAAAGUCAAUCAAGAAGCUAUUAGAAAAAUAUUAAAAAAAUAAAAUAAAAAAUCUAUUAAAAUUAACUCAGAAGAAAUCAAUAUAGAUGAAUGCAAAAAGAUGGUCUAAGAAAUCAAUUUUAACCUUAAACAUAAUAAAGUGAAAUAAUUAUUAUUUCAAGUUGAAAAGUAUCUUUUAAAACACUUCUAUCAAACUAAAUAAAAAAAUUGUAAAGAAUAACUACGUAAAUAUUAAUUUCAAGAUGUUAAAAACAAUAAAGCAUGGUUUUAAUUUGGAUUAUUCACAGGUUUUUCAUUUAUGUUAAUGUCUUUCAUCAUAUUUUUAGCAACUUAAAAAUAAUUAAAUAUUUUAAACAAUAAUAUUAUUUAUGAAUCAUUUCCUAUUUACAGAGGUGCUUUAUUAUUUAUACUUUAUUAUUGGUCUUUAACAAUAGUCAUUCAUUUAUGGAAUUUAUCCAAAAUUAAUUAUAAAUUAUAUUUUAACUUUAAUCAUCAUUUCUCAACAAUUAAUGAAUAAUUAAAAAGGGUUAUGACAUUAACUUCAAUAUUUUUAUUAGUUAGUCUUUUUUAUAUAUGUGAUGUUUCAAAAUUAGGCAUAAUAUUUGAAAAUCUCUAAGGAGAAGAAUAUUUUCCAUUGGUAAUUUGGGCUUCUCUUUUAGUUAUUAUUGCAUUUCCAUCAAAAGUUUUUAUUAAUGGAAAAGGUAGAAUGUGGCUCUAUCGUAAUUUAUUACAAUCUUUAAAUGCAAAAUUAAUAGAGCAACGCCAUUUUUUCAUAAUUAGUCAAUUUACUUCAUUAAUUAUUCCAUUUUCUGAUCUCACAUAUACUCUAUGUGAGUAUUCAAAAGGAGUAUUUUAUUUAUUUAUACUAGAUUUAAAAUUAAGAAGAGAAUGAUAUCAAUUAGUAUGAUGAAUGCUUUUUUAUUUCAAGAUAUUUUACUUUAGUUUUAGUAUUAUUCCCAUAUCUUAUUCUAAUAAUUUAAAUCAUUUUUUUGACUUAAAAAUAAUAAAAUUCAAAUUUAUAUUUAUUUGAAUUCAUAAGAAAUGUAUUAUCCAUGACUCUAAUAGUUUUUGCAACAUUAUCUUAUGAAAAAGAAACCUUUUUUUUUUAUUGGUUUGGAAUAGCUAUUCUUAUAGGCUUUUUUAAUAUUCUGUUUGCUUUUAAAAAAUGGAGUUAUUUGGACUUAAAAGAUAAGAAAAAAAAAAAACAAUUGUUAACAAAUAAGCAAAAAUUAUUAAUUAUAUAUAUUCCUUUUGCAAUUUUAUAACCAUUAUCUAUAUCUACUUCAAUCUUUGGUUGUUUUGAUAAAACUGAAUAACACAGUCUUCUAAUAUUAUAUAUUGGAAUUGCUGAAUUGAUAAGAAGUAAAUUUAAAAUAUAAUUAAUAUUUAGGAAUGAUAAUUAAUUAUUAUAUUGUUGAUGCUGAACACUUUAAAAAUAAACAAAGAUAUUAAACAGUUGGUCAGUAUGAAUUUCCAUUUGAAGAAUGUUGUACAAAGAUACAAAAACAAUAGCUUUUGUAAGAUAAACUUUAAUUUAUUUAAGAUAAUAUGAAUCUGAUGAUAGUGAUAAUGAAACGAAUGAUAAAAAUCAAAGAAAAAUUGAUAUUGAUGUUAUCCUUACUCAAAAUGAACCUUAAUAAUAAAAUAGAACAGAUUUUGGACUUUUUAUAUAGGGUCAAUCAACAUUUAAUUAAUUUAAAACAUUUUAGGAACCAACAGAGAAAUAAGUUAAUUAAUUAAAAAUAUCUGAAUUAAUAGUAAAGGAAUCAGAGAAAGCUUUAGGGGAUAGUUUUUUAAAUUAUGAUAUAAACAAUUUUAAACCAGAUGAAUUAAAUUAAUUAAUUCAUUAUUAAUAGAUACCAGAAGGUGAUUUAUAGAGUUUACAUAUCAAUAAUAAGAAUUCCAAAGAGGAAAUAAAUAAAUUGUAUGAAGAAUUUGGAAUAAAAAUAAAAUAAUGA
Messenger RNA from Paramecium sonneborni, 2491 nucleotides. NCBI's taxonomy places the organism in Eukaryota, Ciliophora, Oligohymenophorea, Peniculida, Parameciidae. The record is from the annotation of a GenBank genome assembly.